This is a messenger RNA of Strongylus vulgaris, 378 nucleotides long. Lineage: Eukaryota; Metazoa; Nematoda; Chromadorea; Rhabditida; Strongylidae. The record is from the annotation of a GenBank genome assembly.
AUGGGUAUCUCUUCACCAAUCCAUAAUCGCUGCGAAUGGAGGCAUUCACGAGUUUGUUAUUUAAUGUUAGUGGUGAUAAUAGGAAGCCUUUCGCUCACUGCAUUCCACCAUUUCGAAUAUAAGUACGGCUACGCUACUAUGUGCAAUGGAACUCUCACCUAUGCAAAACUUGUACCUAUUGAACGGGUAAGAUCCCAAGUAAUUUAUUUCCUUUCACCAUGGAGGAUGAUUUUUCCAGCUUGUUCCCUUCAUCUCCAGCCUUCAAGUGCGAGUAGUUACGAUACUCAAAAUGCUACAAAUAAUGCUCGUGGUCAUACUGCCACUCAUCGGAAUUGUUGUGCUCAACUUGAGAAUCAUUAUUGUGCUAAGAAGGAGUAG